Molecule: messenger RNA, 1270 nt
Organism: Caretta caretta (loggerhead turtle)
Lineage: Eukaryota; Metazoa; Chordata; Testudines; Cheloniidae
Gene: EIF3H
Product: eukaryotic translation initiation factor 3 subunit H
Cellular component (GO): cytoplasm; eukaryotic translation initiation factor 3 complex
Molecular function (GO): translation initiation factor activity; protein binding; metallopeptidase activity
Source: RefSeq, a predicted model, not a curated record
UUCCGGCCGGUGUGGGGAGGGGGGGAAGCGUCUCCAAACAUGGCGUCUCGCAAGGAAACCACGGUGGCCGCCAGCACCGGCUCCUCCGCUGCCGCCAGCAAAGCCAGGAGCAAGGGGGCCCCGGGGGACUCGGCCGUCAAGCAGGUGCAGAUCGACGGGCUGGUUGUGUUAAAGAUUAUUAAGCAUUACCAAGAAGAAGGACAGGGGAAUGAGGUGGUCCAGGGAGUGCUGCUGGGACUUGUAGUGGAUGACAGGCUUGAAAUCACCAACUGCUUUCCAUUCCCUCAGCACACGGAAGAUGAUGCAGACUUUGAUGAAGUUCAAUACCAGAUGGAAAUGAUGCGAAGCCUUCGCCACGUAAAUAUUGAUCAUCUUCAUGUUGGCUGGUACCAAUCUACUUACUAUGGCUCUUUUGUCACUCGUGCCCUCCUGGACUCCCAGUUCAGUUACCAACAUGCAAUUGAGGAGUCUGUAGUUCUCAUUUACGAUCCCAUUAAGACUGCCCAAGGGUCUCUGUCGCUAAAGGCUUACAGACUGACUCCCAAACUGAUGGAAGUUUGCAAAGAGAAAGAUUUCUCUCCAGAAGCAUUGAAAAAAGCAAAUGUUUCAUUUGAGCACAUGUUUGAAGAGGUGCCCAUUAUAAUUAAGAAUUCGUACCUGAUCAAUGUUAUGCUUUGGGAGCUGGAAAAGAAAUCGGCAGUAGCAGAUAAACACGAAUUGCUCAGUCUGGCUGGAAGUAAUCACUUGGGAAAGAGCCUGCAAUUACUGAUGGACAGAGUGGAUGAAAUGAGCCAGGAUAUAGUUAAAUACAACACUUACCUGAGGAACACAAGCAAGCAGCAGCAGCAGAAACACCAGUACCAGCAGAGACGUCAGCAAGAAAACUUACAGCGACAGAGUCGAGGAGAGCCUCCGCUUCCUGAAGAGGACAUGAGCAAACUGUUCAAACCUCCACAACCCCCUGCCAGAAUGGAUUCACUGCUUAUUGCAGGUCAAAUUAAUAACUAUUGCCAGAAUAUCAAGGAGUUUACUGCACAGAACCUGGGCAAACUCUUCAUGGCGCAGGCUCUUCAAGAGUACAAUAACUAAAGAGAAAAAUCUGGUAUUUGAUAUGAUCUCCAUCAAAAGGAGAUGGCCUGACUCUCAGUUUAUACUUCUGACAACACUUUUAAAACCAUUGUUUGUGUAUUGGAAAAAUAUUUUGUGAAACCAAGGCACACCGGUUUGCCUAGAAUUCUCGUCUAAAGAAAAAUAAAAGCAAAUUUUAACA